CAUAAUUGCGUUUCUCUCGAGACGCGUCUAGUGUUGGACUCUGUUCUAGAACAUGCCGAAAUGGACAUCCGUGGAAUAAAGUUUAAAGUAGAUUAUACUCCUCCCACCACCAACACCUACUACAAAGAUGACAAUCGGUAGCUACAAAAUACAUGCUCGUGAUGCUAAACCUGUUCCGGCAGAAUUAUCAGUAGAAAAUUUCCCAUAUGAAACAUUAAUGGGAGAUUGGAUGAUCGUUGGAUCUUCAUUACCAUUAUGGAAAGCAAGGAGUGAUGUUUUAUGUCGUUAUACGCCUCAUGAUAUACCUUCUUCAAACACUCAAGCUCGUUUUCGUUCAGCUUCAGGAGGAGAAGGUCAAGUUGAACAAAAAGCAAAACAAGCAGCUCAACGUUCAGUUGCCGCAAAUGUUUCAUUUUCCGAUGAAAUUUGGUGGGAACAAUUGGAUAAAAAGACCGAAAAACAUCUUCCCGGAAAAGGUGCUCCCAGAGAAAAAAGAAGUAUCGUUCGUGGUCGUAACAAGAUCGAUCCAAAGGGUGUCAACGGCGCAACAUACCUCUGGCGUGGAUAUAACUUCUUGAAGCCAUUCACGUCUCAUUGGCAAAUCGUUGCUCAUAAUGACCGUUUCACUCAAUCAGUAAGCCAGGCAUCUACUAUCAACGAGAAUGACGACCAAGAUGGUACCCCUGCUCAAUCAAAUGGCACGGAUUCCGAACCAAUCUGGCUUGUGACGUAUUUCACUGCUACCAUGUUCACUGAAGCAGGAAUUGACUUGUACGUCAGAGGCACACUCACCGAUGAAGCAUACAACGAGAUCGUAGAAGCAUUAAAGAACUUCCAAGGAGAUACACCAGCGGCCAAAGAGCUUCGUGAUUUGGCAUCAAAGAUGUUCAAAGUGCCAGUAGGAAACAUUUAAUGCUCUUCUUGCUUUUCAACAUAUACCCUAUCAAUUCCUCGGAUUCAA
Meira miltonrushii is the source of this 961-nucleotide messenger RNA. RefSeq lists its product as uncharacterized. NCBI's taxonomy places the organism in Eukaryota, Fungi, Basidiomycota, Exobasidiomycetes, Exobasidiales, Brachybasidiaceae. Bases 128 to 913 code for a protein of 261 amino acids. The record is from RefSeq and is a predicted model, not a curated record. The transcript has a single exon.